This is a messenger RNA of Danio rerio (zebrafish), 2657 nucleotides long. The record is from RefSeq and is a predicted model, not a curated record. NCBI's taxonomy places the organism in Eukaryota, Metazoa, Chordata, Actinopteri, Cypriniformes, Danionidae.
AUGGAGAGCAGUCCAGAAGCUGCACGGAGGUCCGAUCAUCUCCACAUUUCCUUCAGUCUCCUGCUGCUUGUAUUUGUGGUGUGCGGUUUGGCCCUGCUGGGUGUCAUCAGCGUCGCCACCUGGAAGCUGUGCUGGGUGUCCUGGCGCAGCAAAGUGCUUUCCUCUAGCGCCACCGCCCUUGCUCCCACCCAGCCAGAGAGAGAACAACCCAGAGAAGAAGGUCACGGUGACUACUACCCGGCCCUCAGAGACAUUAUGGCAGCAGACAAGCUGAAGGAUCCUGGGAACUUUCUGGAGGCGGCAGUGAAGAUUAGUCAUACGUCGCCAGAUAUCCCCGCAGACGUGCAGCUGUCCAUGAAGGAUCAUCUUCUGAGACGGACGCGUAUCUCACGGCAAACAACCGAGCCGGCCUCCUCCAACAGGCAUAGUUCCUUUAAGAAGCACCUUCCCAGGCAGAUGCACCAUGUCACCAGUCUGGACCGCGGAAGUGAAUUUUUAGACGUGGAGGACCAUCCCAGUUGCACCGCUGCCUCUCUUGGACGCAUCCAACCGGAACUUUAUAAACAGAGCACAAUGGAAGCAGAGGAUUCUUCUAAAAAUGACACUGACAAAUCAUGCGGCAAGAUCAACUUCUCCCUAAAGUACGAUUAUGAGGGAGAGCUCCUCCUCGUCACUAUCCUCAAGGCAUUCGAUCUUCCUGCAAAGGAUUUGUGCGGGAGUUCCGAUCCAUAUGUCAAGAUCUACCUGCUGCCUGACCGCAAGCGUAAAUUUCAAACUCGUGUUCACCGCAAGACGCUCAACCCCACGUUUGAUGAGACCUUUCAAUUUCCAGUACCAUACGAGGAGCUGGGGUCCAGGAAACUCCACUUGAGCGUUUUUGACUUUGACCGCUUCUCACGGCACGACAUGAUUGGCGAGGUGAUCCUGGAAAACCUCUUUGAAGUUUCAGACCUCUCGCGAGAGACGUCCAUCUGGAAGGACAUCCAGUACGCCACUAGCGAGAGUGUGGAUCUCGGAGAGAUAAUGUUCUCUCUGUGCUACUUGCCGACUGCAGGGAGACUCACACUUACAGUCAUCAAAUGUAGGAACCUCAAAGCUAUGGAUAUUACUGGUUAUUCAGAUCCGUACGUGAAGGUUUCGCUGAUUUGUGAUGGGAGACGCUUGAAAAAGAAGAAAACGUCCAUAAAAAAGAACACGCUGAAUCCAACAUACAAUGAGGCGAUCAUCUUUGACAUUCCCCCGGAGAAUAUGGAUCAAGUCAGCUUACACAUAUCGGUUAUGGACUACGAUCUAGUGGGACAUAAUGAGAUCAUUGGAGUCUGUCGUGUAGGGAUCCAUGCCGAGGGGCUUGGAAGAGACCACUGGAAUGAGAUGCUGGCUUACCCUCGAAAACCCAUCGCUCACUGGCACCCACUUGUAGAGCCUAAGAAGUCUGAGAAGGAGUGGAAGGCUCGCACCGCAAGCUUUGACAGUCAAGGCUCUUGUCCAUCUCCCAGACUCCCUUCAAGUCCAUAAAAAGAGACAGCCUUUCUCUUCGACUUCAAGCCAAGUAUCUCCAAUGUAUCUGGAGAGAUUCGAGAAAAGUCCUUAAACGACAUGUGACACAACUUAUGUCUGUGUGGACAUGCAGCGGAAAGCAGAGUGCAUCCUAGCCAAGUUUUAGCUUAUGUUGUGCUUGGAUUGAAAUGUCACUUUCCUACAUUGGGUAGAUCUACAAGCCACAACUCAAUGAGGUUGAAGAAUACACUUUAAGAUGAAUUAAAGCACCAUAAAAGGGUGUAUUUUCUGAUGAAUCUUGUAAAACUGAUAGAUGUAAAUUAUAUUUUAUCUGACAUUCUAAUAGUAUGAAGAUAUAGUUUAUUAUAUAUUUAGCCAUUUCUUCCUUCCUGUUCAUUUGUCUUGUGUUUAAAGAUUUGUAUGACUGGAAAGAUAUAUGAAAUCCUCUGUGAUAUAUUAGCCAAAUUGUAUGUUGUUUACAUGCUGAUCAGAGUAAUUCCAUUGAUCUUCCUUUCAUUUGUGAAGUAGUGAAUCUGUUCUGCCACCAAAAACACCAAUGCCAAGAAUCGUUUGUAUUCUGUCUACAAAUAUCUCAUCAUCCGUGUAAAUUGUAGAGGUUUUGUUUGUAUUUAAUCAUUAAAGUUGCUGUUUUGAGUGUUCUAAAUAUUUUUCCAUUGUUUUCCAUUAUUAAGUUCACCUCACAGAUGUAUCCUCCAUUAUCCAUAAUGUGUGGUUAAAAUCAUCAUAAUUUCUCAACGCAGUAAUUGUAGCUUCCAAAGUAUAAAAAAAACAUAACGAAUAAUCAAGGUUGCAAAUAAUCCUUGGCUUUCUAAAAUGACUUGAAAUUAUGUCUGUGUAAAUUAGAAGCACUGUUUUACAAAGACUGGUUUUGUAUUUUACAUCAAAUGUGAAAAAUGUUCAUUGUUCUGUAUUUUUCCUGUUACCUUUGAUGUGUUUUCUCUUUAGAUAACAUGAUGUAUUUUGUUGGCUGGCCUGGCUGGUACUCAUUGUAAUAGUCACCGGCGUUUCUGUAUAUGAAAUGCCUGAUUCAGAGCCACUUGCACCUUUUAUAUUGAGAAUUUGUAUUUGUAUUGUACAUUUGCUGUUUCAGAACAUCCCCUUGUACUUCAAAGGUGUGAUUAAAGUUUUUGCUUCUAUUG